This is a messenger RNA of Limulus polyphemus (Atlantic horseshoe crab), 1757 nucleotides long. Its product is annotated as ribosomal protein S6 kinase alpha-5-like. Gene Ontology annotation, molecular function: protein serine/threonine kinase activity; magnesium ion binding; ATP binding. Gene Ontology annotation, biological process: intracellular signal transduction; protein phosphorylation. The record is from RefSeq and is a predicted model, not a curated record. The annotation marks the transcript as partial. The transcript has 13 exons. NCBI's taxonomy places the organism in Eukaryota, Metazoa, Arthropoda, Merostomata, Xiphosura, Limulidae.
CAAAUGAUGUCAGCUGCUGUGCCUACGAACCAGCUGGCUCGUUCACGUGGCGGUACUGGCUGACUCGGCAGCAAUUGUUCCAGCCUUCUGACCUAGCGCUCGUGCAUGCAGCAGAGCGCUUGAGAAGCUCUCUGCUUAAUAUAUUUGUUUUUUGUGAUGCAUCCGUUUGCAUAAUUAAAGGAAUUUGGAAAAUUUAAUUAAUCUAUUCUGAAGAUAUGGUUCAAGCAGUGAACUUGAGUGGCAGUGGCCGAGUGGAUAUUUCCAACUUUGAGCUUCUUAAGGUUUUAGGAAAAGGUGCAUAUGGAAAAGUUUUCCUAGUCAGAAAAGUAGGAGGUCAAGAUCACAAAAAGCUAUAUGCUAUGAAAGUGUUGAAGAAGGCAGCCAUAGUACAGAAACAAAAGACGCUUGAACACACCAAAACAGAACGACAGGUGUUGGAGUCCAUUCGUCAAUCUCCAUUUCUUGUCACGCUACACUAUGCCUUCCAAACAGAUGCAAAACUUCACCUUAUACUUGAUUAUGUGAGCGGGGGUGACUUGUUCACACAUUUGUAUCAGAGGCAGCAUUUUACAGAAGCUGAAGUAAGAUUUUACAUUGGAGAGAUUAUUUUAGCUUUGGAGCAUCUUCAUCAGCUUGGCAUCAUAUAUAGGGACAUUAAACUGGAAAAUAUUCUUCUAGACGCUCAAGGACAUGUUGUGUUGACUGAUUUUGGUCUUAGUAAAGAAUUUUUGCCUCAUGAAACAAUUCACAGAACAUACUCGUAUUGUGGUACAAUAGAAUAUAUGGCCCCAGAAGUGGUGAAAGGUGGAAGAUGUGGUCAUGACUUCAGUGUAGACUGGUGGAGCGUUGGUGUGUUAUUCUACGAACUUCUGACUGGAAAUUCACCAUUCACGCCUCAGGGAGACAAGAACUCACAGUCAGAAAUAUCUAAAAGAAUACUUCAUUCACAACCACCUCAACCCGAUCAUGCUUCCGCAGCUGCAAAAGAUUUUAUAUAUCGUACAUUGAUAAAAAAUCCAAGAAAACGACUUGGAGGGGGACCAGAGGAUGCCUUGGAACUCAAAAGGCACAAGUUUUUCAGGGUUUUGAACUGGGACAAGCUUUCCAAGAAACAGAUUUCUGCUCCUUUUAUUCCCAAGAUCUGUGGAGAACUUGAUGUGAGUAAUUUUGCAGAGGAGUUCACUUCGAUGGUUGCUGCUGAUUCACCAGCCAUAAUACCUCCAAAUGAAGAAAAAAUAUUCAAGGGUUACUCCUAUGUUGCUCCAUCUGUGAUGUUUACUGAAAAUGUGAUCAGUGAUGAUCUACUUUGUACACCAACAGAAAACAAACCUAGUGCCUCCUUGCUCUUAGCUACAAAGUUCAAGAACUCCUCCUUCUUCCAAAAAUACGAACUAGUUAUUAAGGAAGGCCUUCUUGGAGAUGGUAGCUUUUCUGUAUGUAGAAAAUGUAUUCACAAACAGACAGGUGUCGAAUAUGCUGUGAAGAUCAUUAGUAGGAAGGUAGAUAGUGCACGAGAGGUGAGGUUACUCCAAUACUGCCAAGGUCAUCCAAACAUAGUCAAAUUUCAUGAAGUUCAUUACGAUGAAGUUCAUACUUACAUAGUACUUGAGUUACUGAAAGGAGGCGAGUUGCUGGAAAGAAUUCGUCAGAAGGCUAGGUUCACUGAGAAAGAAGCAGGUCACAUUUUCCAAAAGCUAGUCUCUGCAGUUGGUUUUAUGCAUUCUCGAGGUGUGGUUCACAGGGAUCUGAAACCAGAG